ACCACCACAAGUGCUGGACUGGCGGUCUGUUCGCAUUGUCCUUGUGUCAGCAGUCUUCCCUCGCACUACCUCCUAUAAUAAUUAUGGCUCCUUUGCCGUGGGGAAAAGAGGUGGAGGUAGCCUUAAUUGGUUUUAUUAGAAGAGCCAGCCCUGUGGAACAUCAGAGACAAGAUGUACACAAAGAAGAGCCUCAAAUGAGAAUUAUUCAUGAGGAUAGCGGCAACGCUCAAGGAAUUGUUUCCUGAUGUGGAAAAUAUUAUGCCAGAAAAUGUGCAGAUCAAAUUCGCCAACCUGCGGACCACGUACAGGCGUGUACUAAAAAAGAGCAAAACGUCAAAGAGUGACACCAGCCCUCAGUGGUAUCUGUUGGAGCACAUGCACUUCAUGGAUGAUGUCAUCGAACCUGGACCUAGUGUAGCAACAGCCACAUUUGAGGAAGAAGCAUCAACCAGCGACUGCCUACCCUCCUGGGACAGCCCUAAUGUGGCCAUGUCAGUGGGUGACACCUCGCCACUAGAGGAAGAAGAAGAGGAAGAAGAAGCAACACACAUAUCACUACACUUACAUUCACAGUCACAAACAAGCACAUCAACACCAUCACCACCCACACCCACACAAACACCAAAACCAGCCAGGAAAAGAAAACACAGCCCCACAACAGACACUACAGCAGACACAACCAAUAUACUCAAUGCCAUGGCAAGUAGUCUGUCUGACUUAAAAAAAACCAAAUCUUUUGCCACAGCAGCUGGCAGAGCAUGCAUGUGAGGGCUUACCUUAUCCAAAGCAGGUUCAGUUUGUCAGUGAUUUGGGUGUCUUUA
Portunus trituberculatus (swimming crab) is the source of this 821-nucleotide messenger RNA. RefSeq lists its product as uncharacterized. Gene Ontology annotation, cellular component: nucleus; transcription regulator complex. The transcript has 3 exons. Gene Ontology annotation, biological process: regulation of transcription by RNA polymerase II. The record is from RefSeq and is a predicted model, not a curated record. Bases 208 to 768 code for a protein of 186 amino acids. Lineage: Eukaryota; Metazoa; Arthropoda; Malacostraca; Decapoda; Portunidae.